This is a messenger RNA of Raphanus sativus (radish), 2028 nucleotides long. RefSeq names its product F-box/LRR-repeat protein At3g60040-like. The record is from RefSeq and is a predicted model, not a curated record. The transcript is spliced from 4 exons. Gene Ontology annotation, molecular function: protein binding. Lineage: Eukaryota; Viridiplantae; Streptophyta; Magnoliopsida; Brassicales; Brassicaceae. The coding region runs from base 588 to 1910 and encodes 440 amino acids.
AGUCAAAUCAGUUGACGUAGCAUUCAUAUUAGUAAAAAGGUAGAUGACAUAACAAAAAAUUAUGUGGUAUAGACUAAAUUUUUUUAGCAAAUCAUAUUUCAAAUUUAUAAGAAACAAAGGAAAAAUAUCAAAAAAUUUAUCAAAAACCAAUAAAUAUUAAUUAAACAAAACAAUCUGCGUAGUAGUAAAAAUAAUAAAUUAACAAAUUUGAACUGUCGUAAAACCUCUAGUGAAAUAAAUAAGAAAACCAAAGAAAACCAAACCUCUUCAAUAAAUAAUGGAAGAGUGUACCAAUCGUUGUCAAAAAAAAAGAUAAAUAUGAAUGAAUUUACCUCAUAAACCAAAGAAAACCAAUCGUUGUCAUAAAAAAAAAAGACCAAUCAACCAGACCGCCAAGGAAAGGAGUAUAUAAGUGUCGACCAAUCUCUGUCUCGAUCUGGUUGGGGUUUCAAUAGGGGUUUAAGCAAUUGUCUCCUCUCCUCUCUGAGGAGCUUCUUCAUUUGAAAAUCUUCAUACGAAGAACGACUUUGUCGAACGCUUCUUCGGACUCAAAAGGCACUUGUAAGGAAGAUAUUGGUUCUGUCAGUAUGGAUGCUAACAAGCUAGACACUUUCUCUAAAGAUGCAAUCAGCUGUCUGCCUCAAGAGGUUCUAGGCCACAUCUUGUCCUCAGUUCCGACCAAACUUGCUGCUUCAACUUCUGUUCUAUCCAAAAAAUGGAGGAACGUGUUUGCUCUGGUUCACAAUCUCGAUUUCGAUGAUUCUGAUCUGCUGCAACCUGAAGAAUGGGAAGUGAAGCGGGAGAUGUUCAAGAGUUUUGUGGAUAGAACACUCGCUUUGCAAAGCGCUUCUCCUAUCAAGAAGUUUUCUCUAAAACACCACAUUCUCGAGGAAAGCGAGAUGGCUUCUCAUGUGGGCGGCUGGAUACGUAAUGCCGUAGAGCGUGGUGUUAUGGAGAUGAGCCUAAUUUUGAAGUCUAACUGUCAACUCUCUCUGCCUUGUGCGCUCUUCACCAGCAAGACGCUGGUUAAGCUGACACUGGGAUCACAACUGACUCUUGGGGAUAUUCCUCCAGGUGUUUCUCUUCCAGCGCUGAAGACCCUCUUCAUCGACUCCGUCUUUUUCACUUUUGAAGAUCUGUGUAAUGUGUUUCUUCCUGGUUGUCCAGUACUCGAGGAGAUGUCUGUACAUCAUGAGGACUACGAAGGAGUCCCGUUCUGCAUAUCGAGUCAGAGCAUUAAGAAACUAUCAGUUCACUACAACUUUGAGUCUGAGAUUGAUAGUAUGCCCGGUAUGUCAUUUGAAGCUCCGAAUCUCGUCUCCCUUGACUACUCAGAUUAUGCAUUGGAAGAGUACCCACAAGUUGACUUGGAGUCCCUAGUUGAAGCUAGGUUGGAUAUUAAGUAUUCUAAAAUAAUCAACAGGCCUGAUUUAACUGGUCUCAUUGAUGGGAUAAGCAAUGUGGAGACCCUGCAUCUUACUCCUGCUUCUGCUGAUGUGAUUUCUCGAUGUGUUAAACAUGGACUAGUUCUACCUGUGUUCAAGAAUCUGGUUAGCUUAUCUUUUGGGAGUGGCAUUAAACGAGACUGGAAAGUGCUUCCAUACCUGAUCAAGCGGUCUCCAAAGCUUGAAACUCUAAUCAUCCAGGGUCUGGAUGGUUACGUUGGUGAUGGUACCAAGCAUCUACUCCAUGUGAAGGUGUUGCAUGUUCUCGGUUAUGGAGGAACUGCUAAUGAGCUGGAACACUUGAAGAGUUUUCUCGCGGGAGUUAAUGAAUGUCUCGAACUAGUUCAAGUGGAGUUUGCAGAAGGCGUUACAGUUGAUGAUGGCACGAUGUUGCAAACCCAUAGGGAUCUGAUGACGCAGCUUGUUGGAGUCAAGUGCAAGGCCCAAGUGACAUUUUUCAAGUAGCCUAUGAUCAAAUCUCUAUAAUAUUAUUUGAGAAGUCAGUUUCCUAUGUGUCGCGCUCACGUUAACUCUCACGGUGGUUGAUUACAUUGAUACUCUUAAUGAAUCAAAAAUAUAAUAU